GUAGUGAUGUUUGAAAGCUGAAAGCAGUACUCGUAUAUACACAAUAACUAUUUGAUUUUGUGUCCAUUAUCCUGUCGUAUUGUGUGUAUUUGCCGCAAUUUUUGAUCGAACAUUAAAUGAAGAGUAUCCUUCUUUACAUUGCGAAUUGCAUUAUGACCUUUUAGAUCGUAAUUUUCAGAGCAGUUUAAUAAACAUUCAUAAUAUUUCUGUAAUUGAUCAUAUGUUGUUGUCAAAACUGAUGAAUAUCACAAAUACUUUAGUGAGCUUGACAUGCGUUGCUGUAUUGUCUGAAGUCGCCUAUCAAGUCUACAAAAGAUUCAAAAGGAGGCACACAAAAGGUAGCCUAACUAAUGCUCUCAUUCAAUGCUACAAAUUAGCGAAUGAAACUGAACAAUUAAAUAAAGUUUUAUUUUUCCCCGAUCCCGGUUAUGUGUGCCGCCGGACUCUUUCAGGACGCGAGUGUCGCAAUAAGAAUUGUUUUGCGGCGCACGACGACACAUCUCUGUGCUGUUUGCUGAAAGUUCUUCAGUUGUGCAAAGUCAAAGUGGAUGUGUGUGUUUAUAUGAUGACUUGUAGUAUUCUUGCUGAUUCUCUGGUGCAGUGCUCAGAGGAGAGAGGGGUAGCCGUGAGAGUCAUCACAGAAGAAAAGAACAGCGGUGAAGAGGGUGGCGAAAUGAUAGGUGCACAAAUUGGAAAACUGAGAUCAGCCGGAAUUGCAGUUCAAUGCAGCUCUUCGUCUUAUUGGAUGCAUCAUAAGUUUUUAGUGGCUGAUGAUGAAGUUUUAGUGAACGGUUCUUUCAACUGGACAAAUCAAGCUGUCUUGGGAAACUUUGAGAACCUCAUCGUAACCAGUGAAAGAGAUCUUGUUCAACCAUUUGUUACAGAAUUUGAGAGAUUGUGGGAAAAGCUUUCUUCCUCCACUGUUGAGGCAAAUAAUGUGUCUGUUCAUUAAAUCAAUAAAAAUUUAAGAUCUGUUUCUA
Messenger RNA from Parasteatoda tepidariorum (common house spider), 980 nucleotides. It is a transcript of the gene zuc, whose product is annotated as Mitochondrial cardiolipin hydrolase zuc. The record is from RefSeq and is a predicted model, not a curated record. Gene Ontology annotation, biological process: piRNA processing. Gene Ontology annotation, cellular component: mitochondrion. Gene Ontology annotation, molecular function: RNA endonuclease activity producing 5'-phosphomonoesters, hydrolytic mechanism. NCBI's taxonomy places the organism in Eukaryota, Metazoa, Arthropoda, Arachnida, Araneae, Theridiidae.